UAUAAAUACAAAAAUAAACAAAACUUUGAUUUAGAUUGUGAAGUCAAGUUUUAUUGCUUUUAAUAGCAGGGAUGUCAGUUGCUAAGUAUCUCAUUUAGAUUUCUAUUAAUUCUGUAAAUGAGCUAUAUUUUUAGCAAUAAAAAAUGUCAGUAGAUGCUGAAAGAUUCAAGUUCUUGAAUUUAGAAGUUCGUGAAUUCAACUUUGAUGCAAGUGCAGAGAUAAAAGAAAUUUUGCUCAAAAAUGAUGUUGAAGAUAUUCUAAAUGUAUUGUCUGGAGCUGUUCAGGAUUUAAGUUCUCUCAUAAUUGAAUUUGAACAGAGAAGAAAAUUGAAGGAGAAUCUUCAAGAUCUAUUAAAGGUGCAGAAUAAAGCUUUUAAAAAAUUAACAUUACUGAAAGAAGAACAUCAAAAACAGGAAGAAGAAAAGGAAAACAUUGCUCAAGCUACGACUUUGAGAAGGGAAGAAUUAGCCCUGUACGAAAGGAAUCUUGGACUAAAAAUUAAACCACAUUAUACGACAUCAGCCUUUGAAUCUGCCAUAUCAUUUACCUUCCAUGACAUAAAUGAAAAGAAAUCACAAGAAUUUGCUGAAUUGGUUCUGGUAACAGAUGGUAAGAAAUAUAAAGUGACCAGCUGCAUACCUUUAGUUCCUGAACUUGAUGAAUUUAUUGGCAGUUUAAAUGAAACCAAUGAUUUAAGUACAUUUAUCUUCAAGGUCAGAAAGAAAGCUUCCAUUAUUUCUUCAAAGAUUCAUUAAAAUUCAUUUGAAAGAUUUUCUGGAAAUAGUAAUUUUUGUUUUUUAGAGUGCAUUUUUUAUGUUAUUUGUA
Uloborus diversus is the source of this 825-nucleotide messenger RNA. RefSeq lists its product as uncharacterized. Gene Ontology annotation, biological process: chromosome segregation. The transcript is spliced from 6 exons. Gene Ontology annotation, cellular component: Ndc80 complex. NCBI's taxonomy places the organism in Eukaryota, Metazoa, Arthropoda, Arachnida, Araneae, Uloboridae. The record is from RefSeq and is a predicted model, not a curated record. Bases 144 to 755 code for a protein of 203 amino acids.